AUGGCUGACUCCAGCCAGCACCCUGUGUGGUGCAAACACUGCGAAGUGGAAGGGCACUUGGUCACCCACUGUCAUGCUCUUUACGAAGACCUGACCAAUUUCGAUGCAGCUGUUCGAAUGUCCCAAGGCCCGGCCUCUGACCCGAAGAGAGCCUACCAUAUUGCCCACUGGGGCCAGGGAAAGAAGAAGCAAGCCUACGGCCCUGCUGCAUUCGAUACUGCGCAAGGUGAGGGCUUCAACUACCUAACAAUCCCUCCCACUGAUCUCGACCCAUUGGAGGCCCAAGCUGCGUUAAAUUACCUGCACCAACAAUGGGUCUAUUGGUUGCACUGCCGUGCUGUGUGGUAUGAAAACCAAACCGGAGGAAAUACCACACUGUGA
Molecule: messenger RNA, 381 nt
Organism: Penicillium crustosum
Lineage: Eukaryota; Fungi; Ascomycota; Eurotiomycetes; Eurotiales; Aspergillaceae
Exons: 4
Coding region: 1-381 (126 amino acids)
Source: RefSeq, a predicted model, not a curated record